Molecule: messenger RNA, 1161 nt
Organism: Ochotona princeps (American pika)
Lineage: Eukaryota; Metazoa; Chordata; Mammalia; Lagomorpha; Ochotonidae
Gene: FABP1
Product: fatty acid binding protein 1
Exons: 3
Coding region: 163-558 (131 amino acids)
Biological process (GO): fatty acid transport
Cellular component (GO): cytosol; nucleus
Molecular function (GO): fatty acid binding
Source: RefSeq, a predicted model, not a curated record
CAGGAGUUAAUGUUUGAACCUGGCCAUAAAGAAAUCAACGACUGCUGACCUGCAACCCAUAUUCAAAGGGGGAAAAUCCCCCUAUAAAAUAACCCACAGUGGGCAGCCCAGACAGCAGAGCUGUGGGUCAGUGGUGGAGAGGGAACUAAGCUCAUUGCCAUCAUGAACUUCACCGGCAAGUACCAACAGCAGAGCCAGGAAAACUAUGAGCCCUUCAUGAAGGCAGCCGGUGUGCCAGCUGAUGUCAUCCAGAAGACAAAGGAUGUCAAGAUGAUGUUGGAAAUUGUGCAGAAUGGGAAGCACUUCAAGCUCAUCAUGUCCGUCGGCCCCAAAGUGACCCAGAACGAGUUCACCUUGGGGGAGGAGUGUGAGCUGGACACUGUGAUGGGCAAGUUCAAGACGGUGGUGAAGUUGGAAGGUGAGAAUAAACUGGUGACAAGUUUCAAAAACAUAAAAUCUGUGACUGAACUCAACGGGGAUACCAUCAUCAACGUAAGUUGGUUCUCUGAGCUGUGGCUCCCAGAGCUUGAGAGGGAAGGGCAGCAGGUAGAGGAGUAAGUCACACUCCACCUCCAAUUGCCCCAACCUCUCACUCUCUCCUCCCAGCCCUGUUUUCCAUGGUCAGUACCCACAGCCACUCCCCAAGGACCUGCUACUACAUAGCAGGGAAGAUACGCACCUUGCUCGAGUCUCUCCAACAACCCUGACGGAGAGACAGAGGCAGGAAACAACUCGGAAAUGGCAGAACUAGAAUUUCCUGAAAGUGGGGGCCGGGUGGGGGGUCAUCUGCCAGCCACACUUGUUUAUAACAUCAGCCUCCAGGCUCUGCAGGUGCUGGUGGCUGCCUGCCAGAUGUCAUCAUACCUGUCCAGGGUCUUUCCCCAUCUUCCCUGCAACGAUCAUCCAUUUCCACCUGCUGCCUGCCUCUGCUCCUUGUUGCCCAUGGCCUGUCUCCUUUUGGCACCCCCAUGGGAUGGAGUAAGGGUCAUGUGGGGCAGGAGGGGGCACGGGGAUGUGGCCAGCCAUCAGCACAGUUCCCUUCUUGUCUGUUUCCUCUGGGAGCUCCGAGGGUGGGAACCCCUGCAAUGCCACAAGGAGUGCCUAGGUCUCCCAUGGGUCCAGGGAGCCCCACACUCAAGGAAGGCUCCAGCUGGCCAGAAG